CGCACCCUGGUGGAAAACCAAGGACCUGCAGGCGCUUGGUUCCGGCUCCGCCCCCCGGGCCAAAGCCUUCCAGGUCACCUGUGAGCCUCCGCCCAAUGACCCGAAGCGGAGGCGGUGGCGCCCGGGACUAAGCCGGGGAUCUUGGAGGGAGACAGGAUGGCUUCGUGGAGCUCUGACACCCCGUGUUCCUGCGAUUGCUUUGUUUCCGUGCCCCCGGCCUCGGCCAUCCCAGCUGUGAUCUUUGCCAAGAAUUCCGACCGACCGCGGGAUGAGGUGCAGGAGGUGGUGUUUGUACCGGCAGGCACUCAUGCCCCUGGCAGCCGGCUCCAGUGCACCUACAUUGAGGUGGAACAGGUGUCAAGGACUCACGCUGUAAUCCUGAGCCGCCCUUCUUGGCUGUGGGGGGCUGAGAUGGGCGCCAAUGAGCAUGGUGUCUGCAUUGGCAAUGAGGCAGUGUGGACCAAGGAGCCAGUUGGAGAGGGGGAAGCCCUACUAGGCAUGGACCUACUCAGGCUGGCUUUGGAACGGAGCAGCUCUGCCCUGGAGGCCUUGCGUGUGAUCACAGACUUGCUGGCGCGCUACGGGCAAGGGGGCAGCUGCCGGGAGGACCCCACACCGUUCUGCUACCACAACACAUUCCUGCUGGCUGACCGGACUGAGGCGUGGGUGCUAGAGACGUCAGGGAGGCUGUGGGCCGCACAGAGGAUCCAGGCAGGGGCCCGUAACAUCUCCAACCAGUUGAGCGUAGGCACGGACAUCUCGGCCGAGCACGCAGACCUUCGGACCCAUGCCCUGGCCCAGGGCUGGUGGGAUGGGCAGAGCACUUUUGACUUCGCUCAGGUCUUCUCCCUGACCCAGCAGCCUGUGCGCAUGGAGGCUGCCAAAGCCCGCUUCCGGGCCGGGCAACAGCUUCUGCAGCAGCAACAAGGGGGCAUCACGGCAGAGGUGAUGAUGGGCAUCCUCAGGAACAAGGAGAGCGGCAUCUGUAUGGACUCUGGAGGCUUUCGCACCACGGCCAGCAUGGUGUCUAUCUUGCCCCGGGAUCCCACACAGCCCUGCGUCCACUUCCUCACCGCUACUCCAGACCCAUCCAGGUCAGUGUUCAAACCUUUCAUCUUCGGGGCGGGGGCGGCCCAGGCCCCCCAGGUGCUGUCCCCCACUUUUGGAGCACGGGACCCUGUUCGGACUCAGCCCCGAUUCCAGACUCAGGUGGAUCGCCGGCACACCCUCUACCUCCGGCACCAGGUGGCCCUGGGGCUGAUAGAGAGCGAGCAGAGGGAAGCCUGUCCCUGGGACCCAUCUCCACCUUUCCUGGGCAGGAUCGGGGGCGGCAGCUCCGGCAGAAGCAGCGGGAUCUGGAGCAGGAGGGCCUGGAGGCUGCGCGGCGGCUGCUUUCCGGGGAGCAGGUGCCACCCCCACAGGAGCUGGGCGGCCUCUUCCAGGCCUUUGUGGAAAGGGAGAGCCAGGUGUAUGCCUGAGCACCACGGGGCCGGGGUGGGCACAGGACCUCAGUGCAAUCCCUUUGCUCCCCUCAGCCUUGUUUUGGGUGGCCAGCUUGGCCUUUGCCUCAAUAAAGUAUGUUAUUUCCCUGUUCAGUGAA
Messenger RNA from Acinonyx jubatus (cheetah), 1600 nucleotides. It is a transcript of the gene SCRN2, whose product is annotated as secernin 2. The record is from RefSeq and is a predicted model, not a curated record. Gene Ontology annotation, biological process: proteolysis. Lineage: Eukaryota; Metazoa; Chordata; Mammalia; Carnivora; Felidae. The transcript has 8 exons. Bases 157 to 1599 code for a protein of 480 amino acids. Gene Ontology annotation, molecular function: cysteine-type exopeptidase activity; dipeptidase activity.